Acanthisitta chloris (rifleman) is the source of this 772-nucleotide messenger RNA. RefSeq names its product vasculin-like. The annotation marks the transcript as partial. Lineage: Eukaryota; Metazoa; Chordata; Aves; Passeriformes; Acanthisittidae. Gene Ontology annotation, cellular component: nucleus. The record is from RefSeq and is a predicted model, not a curated record. The transcript has 5 exons. Gene Ontology annotation, molecular function: RNA binding; DNA binding. Gene Ontology annotation, biological process: DNA-templated transcription; positive regulation of DNA-templated transcription.
AUAUCUCAGGUCUACCACUUGUGCUUCUUUACAGUCAUCACUGAACUUUGAGAAACGUACUGAAAAAUUUCCAUGGGCAGAGAAUCGUUAUGAAGCAAAUUGCAGGGAACAAAACUCUUCAGAUCAGUUUGAUGCUAACAUCGGAUGGACUAAUGCAGGGCAUUUGGGGAGAAAAGAGAGGAAUAGUUGGCGUUCACAAGGCAGAAACAUUCCAGAAACUCCAAACCAUCGCGAGGGAUACCAUGGCGGAGGUUCCCGUACUCGUACCAGCACUUUCUAUUGUGGAAGAAGCCAAGGGCUGCAUGAAAACAGUGUACCUGCUAAUGGAACUAGGAAACAGGAAGACAAUGAAGUACCCAAGCAUUUUAAGGCUGAGGAUUUUCCAUCUUUAAACCCUGAAUAUGAGAGAGACUCAAACCGGAACAAAUCUUUAGCUGCAGGUGUGUGGGAGUACCCAUUGAAUCCUAAACCUAGGUCUCAGAGAACGCUGGUCAUUACAAACAGCAGCGCAAAAGAACGAGUAUCUGGGUUCCAAGCUGUGGGAAGUCUACACUCACAGCCUGUAAGGAAUGGAACUGGCACAAGUGUUUAUAAAACAUUAGCCCCCAAACCUGUCACUCUACCCACAAAGCCUACACAGUGGAAAAGCCAAGCAAAAGAAAAUAAACGUGGGAAUGCCUUUCCUUAUGAAUCAGUAUAUGGUGUUUGCAAUUCCAGUCCUUUCACAUCAACUGUCAAGGCAUUUACUGCAACCCAAAAUCCAGUGAGAGAG